UAAUUUGCGGGAAGGCGGAUGAUGGUCGGAGGUGCGGCUCACUAUAUCUGUGCAAUGACACAGCGCGUUACGCACUUCCAGCACCAACAAGUCAGUCACAGGACAGACUAGAGCUUCACCUCCAGCAACCAGCCACAUCUCAAACACAGGGAAUAAACGUCUUGUUGUGACUUCUCUUCAGGAUUCAGGAGACAAAAUGAUGUACUACAGUAUCCUUGCAACUUUCUGUCUGCUAGGCAUGGCCAGCUCUCAAAAAAUAGACGGGGUCACUGCUUGUUUGACUAAGGAGCAAAACUUACUUUUGAACUGCACGUACACCGCAACAGCCAGUAUGAAUCCAUCAUGUUUCUUUACAAUUGAUAAGAAAACAGUGGCUACUACUAAUGACUCCAUAGUUGUGGAUCCAACCUACAAGAUCCGGGCCACAGCCAGCUUAAUUAACAAUAAUGUAUGCCAAAUGACUCUGAAAGGAUAUUCUGGUGACCAGCCACAGACAUACAACUGUAAUCUCUACCAGGGGAGUACAAAUGCUACAGUGGCAAAAACUGUGGAAAAGAAAACCACGAAACCCUGCUCUGAUGGCAAUGUUCUGAAGCAUGGAGGUGUGAUUCUGCUGUUGGCUAUUGUUUUUCCUCUGCUGUCUGGCAUGCUGUGAACCAUCACGAUAAAUAAUGGAAAGAAAUGUAGCCUUAAACAUACACCACUGAAGCCAAAGUUUCCUCCCUGCUCUGAAGAAACGAUCUGCUCCUGCUAAAAAUUUAAGUGCUUUCAAAUGAUGAGGAUUAUGCCUGUACUUUUUGAUUAAUAUCCAUAGCUGUAUCUGUGUUGGUGACAAAUCUGUGUUGGGAUAUUCUGUCUUCUUUCUGUGUAUUAGUUGUGAGUUCUUGCUCUGCUGGCAUGUCAUAUUAUAUUACAUAAAGUAUUAGAUCCUAAGAAACGUGUGAUGCAUGUAGGUAUUGUUUUAAGUGUGUUUAUCUAAACUUAGAUUGUUAUAUUUUAUUACUCUGAUAUUCUUGGUUUAUUUGGAUUUUUAUUGAGUGUUGCAUUCUUCCAUUAAACGUGAUUGGCUAUAUAGCUUGUCUGAACUUGAUACCUUGUUUAAUGAAAUAAAUGCAUUGUCCGCUACAUUCUCACUAUCUGUGUCAAUAAUCUUGAAAGUUUACUUAAGUUUAAAAAGAUUACUUUGGUUAAGCACUCCGUCAGAUCCAACAGAAAAAGACCACUGUUUUAGCUACAAGGUGGAUAAACAUGCUAGCUGUGUAGUGAAGUGACCCAUUUCAUGUAAAUCACAAAAUCAUGUCAAUAGAAAGAAAAAUGAAUGAGUGCUUGUAUGUUAAAUGUGGGAUCUUUGUUUGCAUCCGUGAUUUAAAUUAUAAUCAAAAUAAAAACCAUGAAAUUC
This is a messenger RNA of Tachysurus fulvidraco (yellow catfish), 1399 nucleotides long. RefSeq names its product Thy-1 cell surface antigen (gene thy1). NCBI's taxonomy places the organism in Eukaryota, Metazoa, Chordata, Actinopteri, Siluriformes, Bagridae. The record is from RefSeq and is a predicted model, not a curated record. Bases 197 to 655 code for a protein of 152 amino acids. The transcript has 4 exons.